Molecule: messenger RNA, 831 nt
Organism: Trichomycterus rosablanca
Lineage: Eukaryota; Metazoa; Chordata; Actinopteri; Siluriformes; Trichomycteridae
Product: transmembrane protein 74
Exons: 1
Coding region: 1-831 (276 amino acids)
Source: RefSeq, a predicted model, not a curated record
AUGGCAUCCGUGGAGCUGCUUUACAUCGAGAAAGGUAGAGAUGAUCCACCGUAUAUAUCCGAGUGGACUCCUCCCAUUGUUCAAGUACAUGGGUCAGUUGGUACAGCAGAAGAAACAACUCCCAGUGAGCAGGAAACCAGUCUAUAUGGAAAAGCAGCUGUCAUCGAGGGUCAAUGUCAUUUAGCUCCAAGAAUAGAUCCGGGCAAAGGACAGCCUGGCAAGCACUGUCGCCAGGAGAAGAUCAGGGUGUGUUGUGAUGAGGAGCUGGAGACUUCCUUUACUUAUGUUGAUGAAAAUGUCAAUCUGACACUGGCCACUCCAGACUUGAGUGAGAAAAUCCUUCACGAUGAGACGCCCUGCUUUGACUCUCCGAACAGGAAUCGCCUUGAGUUUUCUUUAAUGUCUGACCUGACAUCUGAGAGCUCAGGAAAACGGGUGGAUUAUGGAUUCAUCAGUGCGGUCACUUUUUUAGUGACAGGGAUUUCUCUAGUGAUCAUAUCUUAUUCUGUUCCUCGUGAUGCUGGAGUGAACCCCGACACCAUCUCGGCACGAGAGAUGGAAAGACUGGAAAGUGAGAGUGCAAGAAUCGGGGCGCACCUGGAUAGGUGUGUUAUUGCUGGGCUUUGCCUUCUUACAUUAGGUGGGGUGGUGCUUUCUACUCUCUUAAUGAUUUCCAUGUGGAAAGGUGAGAUGUACAGAAGAAAGGCUUUCGCAUAUUGUAAGCACUCAGCAAAGCUGUAUGGCUCCACAAAUUUGAGAACGAAAUCAAGCCCAGGUCGGUCAUCAGAACACAAUCUUGUUGAGGAGGAAAAUGGUGGUAACAUUAGCUGA